Messenger RNA from Arxiozyma heterogenica, 417 nucleotides. It is a transcript of the gene EGD1, whose product is annotated as Egd1p. Gene Ontology annotation, cellular component: nascent polypeptide-associated complex; cytosol. Bases 1 to 417 code for a protein of 138 amino acids. Lineage: Eukaryota; Fungi; Ascomycota; Saccharomycetes; Saccharomycetales; Saccharomycetaceae. The record is from RefSeq and is a predicted model, not a curated record. The transcript has a single exon.
AUGCCUAUUGAUCAUGCUAAAUUAGCAAAAUUACAAAAGCUAUCAUCCGCAAAUAAGGUUGGUGGUACCAGAAGAAAACAGACUAAGAAGACACAUUUAUUUCCGGAUGAACCAAAAUUAAUGAAUCAAAUGCAUAAAAUGGGUGGGGUCACAAUCAGUGAUAUUGCAGAAGCCAAUUUUUUUCAAGAAGAUGGUAAUGUUUUGCAUUUUGACAAAUUAGAAAAAUUUGAAGUUGCUCCAAAAUAUAAUGUUUCUGCUAUCUAUGGUAAAGGCGAAUUAAAACGUUUAGAUGAUAUGUUUCAAGAUGUUUUACCGCAAUUAGGUUCUGAAGCAUAUUUUGCUCUAUCUCAACUGGAUGCUAAGAUUAAAGAAUUCGAGGAAGCUAAAAAGAUUGAGGAAGCGCAAAAGAAAAAAUAA